This is a messenger RNA of Lineus longissimus, 513 nucleotides long. RefSeq lists its product as uncharacterized. The transcript has 4 exons. The record is from RefSeq and is a predicted model, not a curated record. Lineage: Eukaryota; Metazoa; Nemertea; Pilidiophora; Heteronemertea; Lineidae. The coding region runs from base 81 to 422 and encodes 113 amino acids.
CCUAAAGACUUCAGAGCAGAUUGUUUCCAGGGGUAGUGAGAGACAUCUGAAUAUCAAGAACAACAUCUACAGAAUCCGACAUGAAGUUUGUUUGUAUGAUCCUUGUCAUUGCGGUGGUCAUCAACUGCAUGGCAGCAAUGACAGCUGAAGAGGAUUUCAUCGAAUCUCUUCACAAAAGAGCCUGCAUUACCCGCGAUAAAGAUUGUAAACAUGAAAAGAACAAUUGCUGUGUAGGCCUCUAUUGCCAAAAUCAGAUGAAUAAAAAGGGACAAUGGUUGUGUAAAGACAAGGGGACGAAACCACCUGAGGGUGGCCCAGGUUUUCACGGCGGGCUCAGGGCAAGUGGGGGUUCCUCAGGAAAAUCCAACACCAAGAAAGGAGGCGAAUGGGUUGGAGAGAUGAAAAAAUUCAAACCAAGGUAAACAGCUCUAAUUGACCCAAAGGAAAAAGACACCAAUUUGUUUUCUUAAUUCUGCUGUAGAAUAUAUUAACCAAAUAAAGUGUUGUAACCGA